This is a messenger RNA of Haemonchus placei, 1350 nucleotides long. NCBI's taxonomy places the organism in Eukaryota, Metazoa, Nematoda, Chromadorea, Rhabditida, Trichostrongylidae. The record is from the annotation of a GenBank genome assembly.
AUGCCAUUCCGACGGGAGGUCCACAGUGGAUGCGCCAUCGGCACGUCCAUUUCUUGUACAGCACAGGCGUUUAAAGCUAAAGAGAAAAGUUUUACGAUACAAAUGGCGACUGCCAAAGAUAUCGCUGUUAUCGUAAACGUCCCCAUAGCUAAAAGUGGAAAGGUUUCAAUACGCGCACGAAUUGAUGGAAGAUAUACAAAUGACAACGAGGCAUCAAUUUUCGUUCCACUGGAUAUGAAAUUCUCAAUGAAACUUCAUAUUACACCAAAUGUGACCGAGCUGUACUACAACGACACUCAUCUGUUAGAUUACGUUCAUCGAGUUAGCCCAGCGGAGAUCAGAGAAGUCUUCAUUGAAGGCCCUUUGAUUGUCGAAGAGGUCGUCUUCACUCCUCCGCAAGGUUCUCUUCUGGAUCCCAUCCCCUCUUAUGAUGAGGCAACAAGUUCCAGUGCUUAUAUUCCCGUGGCCGAUAUGCAACGAUUGAGCUUAGGGAAACCAGGUGCUUCGUCGUCGUUGACAACCAAACCCACACCAGCCCCAGUGCCAUCGCCUUUCACCGUCCUCACUCCUACUCCUGGCCCUCCUCAAAUAGGAUUGUCAUCGUCUAUCGUGAACAACCCAAUGCCUGGCGUCCCUCUGCCAUCACAACCCGCUGGCGUUUUAGACAGAACCCCGGAACUGUCACAGAAUCGAUCACCAUCCAAUUCCAUAUCCUGGAAUCCUUUCGAGCAGAGCAGUUCUACGAAUAAACCACCAAUAUACGAGAAUAACCCCAGCUACACUCCGACAGCACUCCAACAGGCUCAAAGCACGUCGUCUUCGUCAACUCCAACACCGUAUCGUGUUGCACUGCCUCCUGAAACCCCCUACUCAACCCAGUCCUCGAUACAACCCCUACAACCGCAAUCAUUCACGACCCAACCUUUACAACCGUAUCAGGUCCAACCGUACCCAACUGGCACACAGGCCACGAUUACACCUUAUCCAUCCAGCUCUCAGGUACAGAUACUUCCCCAGCAGACCUAUAACCCAACCCCUACAGCACAAGUGAUGCCAAUGCCACAACCAUACACCGCUCAAUAUCCUUAUCCUGCUCAGAGUCCCUAUGUGAGCCCAAAUCCGUACCCACAGGCUGUACCCGGAGUGCAGCCUCCAUAUAAUGCCUACCAGCAAGCUGCUCCUUACCAGUAUCCAGUACAGCAAGGACCCUAUGCUUCAGACCCCAUAUAUGCUGUCAAAGCCCACUCUGAUGUUCGUCCUGCCCGGCACCAUAAGGGCACCACUGUCAAUCAGGUUCUCCGCCAACUCUUCAUAGUGGCUGGAGUGGGUGGAGUUAGCGGCAUUGUAUAG